GUCGUCAACGAAGCUUUCCCCGGCUUCAUAUUGACCGACUUACACCAUUCUUGUCUCAGUUGUUGCUUUCUUUUGUCCUGCUAUUGUGGUUGUUUUCAGCGUUUCCCAUGAUGCUUGCUUCGCGUGUUGCUCGUCCUGUUUCCCUUCUGGUACGACCCUUCAGUUCGUCCGCUGUGGUCUCCAGAACCCCCUCCAUUCGUGACAUCACUGCCGACUCGGCUACUGAGUUCAACGCGCGUCAAAAAGAGUUUCGUGAGAAUUUGGAGGUGGCCCGCAAGAAGAAGGAACAAGAGAGUCAGUCUGUCGAUGCUUCUGCUUCCUCAUCUGCCUCUUCCCCUCCCCCUACUUCCCGUGAUCGUUUCCGUGAGUACGCUACCGCUCCCGCUGCUCCUCAUUCGAGCAACACGAGCAGUACCAAUAAACAUGUUUUUGAUGCCGCUGCGGUUCUUGAUAGCAAGGCACUGGGCUCACUUUCCAUGCACCGUUCUCUAGGGGAUGAAGAAUUGAAGAAUCAGUCUCCCAAGCGUGGUGCUCUAUCGUCGCUCAUCUAUGGAACUAAGGAAGGCCAGCAGCUCGACAAAGACAUCGAACGCUCCUUCUCGCAAGUCCUCGCUCGCGGAAAAUAUGUCCACUCGAUCGUCUUCCACGAAGUCAAGCCCGAUAAGGUGGAUGAAUAUGUCGACCUCAUCAGCACCUGGUAUCCCCGCAUGGCCCAAAUGGAGGAGAACAAAUUGCAUCUGGUUGGCAGCUGGCGUACGCAAGUGGGCGAUAACGAUACUUUUGUCCACAUCUGGGAGUACCAGCGAUACGAUGGCUACCAUUCCUCAUUGCAUAGCAUAUCGCAACACCCGGAGUUCCCUGAAUUCGACCGAAAGCUGAAGAAGUUGAUUAAGAGCAAGAAAACAUCCCUCAUGCAAGAAUUCUCUUUCUGGCCCACGACCCCACCCCGCCGCCUGGGAGGUAUCUUCGAGCUCCGAUCGUACACUCUUCACCCUGGAAACCUCCUCGAAUGGGAAACGCACUGGCGACGUGGCCUCACAGCUCGUCGGGAGGUGAUGGAAGGUGUGGGCGCAUGGUUCGUGCAGAUUGGCGACUUGAACACGGUGCACCACUUGUGGCAGUUUGCGAACUUGGAAGAGCGCAAAAUCCGUCGGGAACAGUCGUGGCAGAUUGAAGGCUGGGCCGAGACCGUUCACAAGACGGUUCCACUGAUCCAAACCAUGCAAAGUCGGAUCCUGAUCCCGAUGCCGUGGAGCCCAGUUGGUUAAAUCUGGAGAGUGCUAUGAAUAGGGCGAAUCUGGAACACUGAGGCGCUAUCACUAUUUCUUAGCGCAACCUUAUUUCGAGCACCCCGUGGCUGGGUGCAGGUACUCCAACCAACCAACCUCGAUUGACUGUGGAAGUGAUUUUACUCCGUAUUGUAUAUGGAAGCUUGAUUGUUUGGGGGUGGUUCCAAAGAGGUAUUGGUUGACCGUCGACGACUUUUAUGUCUUACAAUUUUCUGAUACCUGGGACAUCGGCCAUCGUACAUAUAUUUCUUUU
Messenger RNA from Aspergillus ruber CBS 135680, 1542 nucleotides. Its product is annotated as NIPSNAP family protein. The transcript is spliced from 2 exons. Lineage: Eukaryota; Fungi; Ascomycota; Eurotiomycetes; Eurotiales; Aspergillaceae. Gene Ontology annotation, cellular component: mitochondrion. The record is from RefSeq and is a predicted model, not a curated record. Bases 111 to 1268 code for a protein of 385 amino acids.